Diceros bicornis minor is the source of this 3221-nucleotide messenger RNA. It is a transcript of the gene ZKSCAN1, whose product is annotated as zinc finger with KRAB and SCAN domains 1. NCBI's taxonomy places the organism in Eukaryota, Metazoa, Chordata, Mammalia, Perissodactyla, Rhinocerotidae. Bases 193 to 1881 code for a protein of 562 amino acids. The record is from RefSeq and is a predicted model, not a curated record. Gene Ontology annotation, biological process: regulation of transcription by RNA polymerase II. Gene Ontology annotation, molecular function: RNA polymerase II cis-regulatory region sequence-specific DNA binding; DNA-binding transcription factor activity, RNA polymerase II-specific. The transcript is spliced from 6 exons.
AGGCGUCGGGAGGGCCUAGAUCCGUGUGCAGCGCCCUUCGGCCGGCCUGAGGCCCAGAGUCAGCUCCCCUUUCUCGCCCAGCGCCCCCAGGCCGCUCCCGGGGCUCACGGAAUAGUACAAAAACGGAUAGAAAACAUCUUCUAGGACAGAAGGGAGAGCACAGUUUGGAUCAAAUCAGUUCCCCGAGCCUGAAUGAUGACUGCUGAAUCAAGGGAAGCCACGGGUCUCUCCCCCCAGGCUGCCCAGGAGAAGGAUGGGAUUGUCAUAGUGAAGGUGGAAGAGGAAGAUGAGGAGGACCACAUGUGGGGGCAGGAUUCCAGCCUGCAGGAGAGUCCUCCUCCCGACCCGGAGAUAUUCCGCCAACGUUUCAGGCACUUCUGUUACCAGAACACUUUUGGGCCUCGAGAGGCUCUGAGUCGACUGAAGGAACUUUGUCAUCAGUGGCUACGACCAGAGAUAAACACCAAGGAGCAGAUCCUGGAGCUGCUGGUGCUGGAGCAGUUCCUUUCCAUUCUGCCCAAGGAGCUCCAGGUCUGGCUGCAGGAAUACCGUCCUGAUAGUGGGGAGGAGGCCGUGACCCUUCUGGAAGAUUUGGAGCUUGACUUAUCAGGACAGCAGGUCCCAGGUCAAGUUCACGGACCUGAGAUGCUCGCAAGGGGGAUGGUGCCUCUGGAUCCUGUACAGGAGUCCUCGAGCUUUGACCUUCAUCAUGAGGCCACCCAGUCACAUUUCAAGCAUUCAUCUCGGAAACCCCGCCUCUUACAAUCACGAGCUCUCCCUGCCGCCCACGUUCCUGCCCCUCAUCGUGAGGGGAGUCCCAGAGACCAGGCGAUGGCAUCUGCAUUAUUCACGGCAGAUUCCCAGGCAAUGGUGAAGAUCGAGGACAUGGCCGUGUCCCUCAUCCUGGAGGAAUGGGGAUGUCAGAACCUGGCUCGGAGGAAUCUCAAUAGGGACAACAGGCAGGAGAAUUAUGGGAACGUGUUUUCCCAGGGUUGUGAAAACAGAAAUGAGAAAGAGGAGUCAACCUCAAAGGCUGAAAUCACAGAAGACUCAGCAUCACGUGGGGAGACAACGGGAAGAUUCCAGAAAGAUUUUGGAGAAAAACGUGAACAGCAGGGCAGAGCAGAAAGGCAGCUGAGAAACCCUGAGGAGAAAACUGGAAAAGAAAAGAGAGAUUCAGGGCCAGCUACAGUCAAGGAAAAAAAACCCACCACCGGAGAGAGAGGUCCAAGGGAGAAGGGUAAAGGAUUGGGAAGAAGCUUCAGCCUGAGUUCAAACUUUAACACCCCUGAAGAAGUUCCGACAGGAACCAAGUCUCAUCGAUGUGAUGAAUGUGGUAAAUGCUUCACAAGGAGUUCAAGCCUUAUUCGCCACAAAAUAAUCCACACUGGAGAAAAGCCCUAUGAAUGUAGUGAGUGUGGGAAAGCCUUCAGUCUUAAUUCAAACCUUGUCCUCCAUCAGAGAAUCCACACAGGAGAGAAACCUCAUGAAUGUAAUGAGUGUGGCAAAGCCUUCAGUCAUAGCUCAAAUCUCAUUCUACAUCAGCGAAUCCACUCCGGAGAGAAACCUUAUGAAUGUAAUGAGUGUGGGAAGGCCUUUAGCCAGAGCUCAGACCUUACUAAACAUCAGAGAAUCCACACCGGAGAAAAACCCUAUGAAUGUAGCGAAUGUGGAAAAGCUUUCAACCGAAACUCAUACCUUAUUUUGCAUCGAAGAAUUCACACCCGAGAAAAGCCCUAUAAGUGCACUAAGUGUGGCAAGGCCUUCACCCGGAGCUCGACGCUCACUCUGCAUCACAGAAUCCAUACCCGAGAGAGAGCCUCCGAGUACAGCCCAGCCUCCCUCGAUGCAUUUGGAGCAUUCCUGAAAAGCUGUGUGUAAAGCAAGAAUUUGUCAAAAAGCCAUUUCCCCCCUUUGUUUCUAAAAUUAUUUCAGAGGUAUGUGCCGGUGGAGGGGGAAAAAAAAACAGCUUCAACAGAUUUUUUAAAAAUCACACUAAGGAUCCUUGUGGUUACAUCAGCAGCGUUCUGCCUUCUCGUAGUCCGUGGGCAUGUCAUUCUUCCACACAGCCCCUGCAGGGAAAAGCUAGUCACAUGGAUAAUCCACAUGAUAUUUCCACACAGAAUAAAAGCACACACAGGAAAAUGUCAAGCUGUUCAGUAAUGAAGAUACCUUUAAGGCACUGUUGGACUCUCAGCAACCACAAUAUAUAAUUGAAAGAUUAAGAUUGGCUCUGUGAAAAUGAUACUGAGGUCAAAAAGCUGCUUGCUGCAAACAAGCCCUAGUUGGCCACCAUCUUGCUGUCCCUUAUUUCUCAAAAAAGAGGGACAGUUAAAAACUCCAUUGGGGCAUGCUGCUCAAACUAGUUAUAUAUACAGUAAGUUAUAUAUAUGAUCACUGGUAGCCUACCAAAGCUAUAGAAAUCGAGGACUGUGCUGAUGAGUAUCAAACCAAAGAUUUCUGUCUCUUCCUGAAAGAGAGGGUAUGUGCACCAGUCUGUAGUUCCAAAGGACUGCAACACGUAGAUGGUUCUGUCCUCAUCACUGAGAUAAAUUCUACUGAAAUAACAACAGUGAUUCAAAACACUUCUCUCCCUUCUAGAAAUCCCUAAAGCACUAUCGCACUCCUAGUUGCAUUUCUCCACGAGUUGGCACUUGACUGUGUACUGUCUUCUAAUCCUUCAUUGUUUUGUGUAUGAAAGUUUUCAUCACCCCCCAAAAGAGAUGCUUCGAUCAUCAAGGGGAUAUAUUUAUAUCCUCAGCAGCGCUGGACACAGUGCUGAACACAUAAGAGGCCCUCAUUAUGCCUGACUUCUAACAGGACUUUUACAUUGAUGGUAAAGCCCUGUGAGUCAUGAGUACCUAAAAUGUGGUAGCCUGACCCAGCUUUUGAAGAGGACCUUCAGAGCCUGAGGCAUGCUAAUCCUCUAGGGUCUGAUGCUAUUUUUGUCCUAAAUAUAAAAGAAAGGCGCUGGUUGGCCACCUGCGUAGACUCUUUCUAAAUAUGGAUCAAUGAGUAAAUACCAUGGAAUGUCAGAAAUGACUCUUGUCAUGAUCUUAAAGAAGAAAAAUGUGAAUGCUUACUAAGGCCAUUUCUUGACAUCUUUCUGUGGUAAAGAUCUUAGCCAGAAUUCUCUUCAGUCGGCUGCUGAACAACAUGAUGAUUUGGGCACUUGCUGAAUCAUCUGUAACUUUAAAUAAUAUAGUUCAGAAGAUGUGAUU